Fomitopsis serialis is the source of this 1602-nucleotide messenger RNA. RefSeq lists its product as uncharacterized. Lineage: Eukaryota; Fungi; Basidiomycota; Agaricomycetes; Polyporales; Fomitopsidaceae. The record is from RefSeq and is a predicted model, not a curated record. Bases 40 to 1602 code for a protein of 520 amino acids. The transcript has 4 exons.
AUUAGGCUCGUGCCCUGAGGUCAUAAUUGAAAAUCAGAAAUGAGUUCAGAAGAUACAGCUUACACGGCGCUGCACAAUGACCUCAUACUGAGAGAGAUCAUGACCAGCCUGUCCGACUUGCCUGUACAAUCAAACCGCGGACUACGGGACACGCAAGCCGACUCCACGCUUGCUAGCUGUGCGCGUGUGUGCAGCCUUUUCCGCGAACACGCUUUAAACGCACUAUGGUGGCACAUGGACACUCUCAUGCCCCUGCUGAAGAUCCUAACUUCGUCCGUGAUCGCCUUACCGACAGGUCCAGGAAGCACGCAAAUCGUUAAGGCACUGCACCUGCCAAUUCGUGACGAUGAGUGGCUCCGUUUACUCUCGUAUGCGCGCCGUAUUCGCAGGCUCUACGUCAGAGAUAUCGACUUCGAACAUGUAGACCCAACUGUAUGGAUGACUCUGGCUGCACAGAAUGCAGGUUCACCGUUGCUAUCGAACCUCCUCCAUCUGCAAUGGUCCCACCUCGCAAUAUUGAACGUUAUUCACAUCCUACCACCGUCAAUUCAGAAGCUUCAAGCAACAUCCACACCCCCGCUGGAAGGCCUUUCAAUACAUAGCCGGCCUCUGGUAACCAGGAACGAAGUCGUUUUCCAAAACAUCAUCUAUAUAUUGGCAUCGCGUGCGACCGAUGUCCAAGACUUGUCGCUCCGUGUCUCUCACGCAUCAAUUCUGGAACCCAUUGAUCGGUUUCGAUCGCUGCGAAGGCUUUACUUCGACGCAAGCAGAACAGGUCCGCUCACAAGGCCCUUGUUCGACAAGCUUAGUCGUCUACAGAGUCUUGAGCGAUUGUUCAUCGAUCUCCCAAACCACACCGAAGUAACCUCCUCACCUGACGGUUUCCCUGCUCUGCGCGAGAUCCGCCUCGCGGGAAACCCUGCCGGCAUCAAACGCGUUCUAUCUGCAAUACGAGGUGCUCAGCUCGCAGUUGUCACCCUAAUCUUCAAGAACCUCGAGGAGAGCGAAUUGCCGUCUAUUUGCAGCAUCCUUUACAACCUUCGCGACUGUGGCAGCUCGUCGAUUCAUUUCCUCGCGCUAAAGGUCAUACCUCGUGUUCUCGCCUCAAGCAUCGUCCAUGAAUCCAAGGGUAUCCUGAAACCGCUUUUAACCCUACGCAACGUCCAACGCAUCGACAUUCAAAUUCUCUCCAAGCUCGUCGUGAGCGCCGAAGACCUGCAGGACAUAGCGGUUGCUUGGCCCAAUGUCAUUACUUUGCACCUGUUCUACAUUGAAGACGGUCAACCCCUUCCACCGCUUUCGUCCUUGUCACUCCUUGCGAAGCACUGCCCCGACCUGCGUAGCCUCGAGCUGCCGGGGCUGCAAGACUGCGACGUGGAUUUUUCCAACCUCCGGGUCUCGUCGCAUAACCUGCGGCGCAUCUUCCUUGGAAAACAGAUGGUUCCGUCAGAAAAAUUGGCCCGCUUCUUGUGUGCCCUCUUCCCGCGGCUAGGCACUAGCGUGUCGCACUCGCACGGGCCACAGUGGCGAGAGAUGAUGACGAUGAUUGCGGCAUUACAGAAAGAGGCGGAAGUAUGCGAGAAGAACGAUGGAGGUAUAUGA